This is a messenger RNA of Diachasma alloeum, 486 nucleotides long. Its product is annotated as probable cytochrome P450 4p3. The record is from RefSeq and is a predicted model, not a curated record. The transcript is spliced from 3 exons. Gene Ontology annotation, molecular function: heme binding; iron ion binding; monooxygenase activity. The coding region runs from base 1 to 486 and encodes 161 amino acids. Lineage: Eukaryota; Metazoa; Arthropoda; Insecta; Hymenoptera; Braconidae.
AUGAGGGAGAACGUCAAUGGGAAAAUGAAUAUAAGAGAUGUACAGAAGCUGAAUUACCUUGAUCGAUGCAUCAAAAAGUGUCUGCGAUUGUAUCCUGGUGUGCCCACAUUCGGUCGGAAAUCAACUGAAGACAUACAACUCCAAACUUGUUUCAUACCUAAAGGAGUUACGGUAACUCUUCAAGCUUUCGAUACGCAUCGAGAUCCACAUUACUGGCCUCAUCCAAAUGUCUUCGAUCCUGACAGAUUUUUACCAGAAAAUUCAAAGGGAAGACAUGCUUUUGCUUACGUACCAUUUAGUGCCGGACCAAGAAACUGUAUUGGGCAAAAAUUUGCAAUGUUGGAAAUGAAAACCGUCAUAGCAGGAUUGCUUCUUAAUUUUCACCUUGAACCAAUGCAGUUGGCAGCUGAUGUACGAAUGAUAACGGGUCUGGUCUUGAGAACUGCGCAUCCAGUGCUUCUCAAAUUUGUUCCAAUUCCUAAAUAA